This is a messenger RNA of Lepus europaeus (European hare), 1338 nucleotides long. It is a transcript of the gene SOX3, whose product is annotated as SRY-box transcription factor 3. The record is from RefSeq and is a predicted model, not a curated record. Bases 1 to 1338 code for a protein of 445 amino acids. NCBI's taxonomy places the organism in Eukaryota, Metazoa, Chordata, Mammalia, Lagomorpha, Leporidae. Gene Ontology annotation, molecular function: RNA polymerase II cis-regulatory region sequence-specific DNA binding; DNA-binding transcription factor activity, RNA polymerase II-specific. Gene Ontology annotation, biological process: positive regulation of transcription by RNA polymerase II; negative regulation of transcription by RNA polymerase II; cell differentiation. The transcript has a single exon.
AUGCAACCAGCUCAAGACAACGCAUCAGGUGCGAGUACGCGGCGGGUUCCUGCUGACUCGGCGCGGAGCACUUCGGCAAGUCUGCCCUUCCCUCCCGCCCCACUGGCCCUCCGGCCCCCAAGCGCCCCUCCGACGGAGUCUCCCAGCAUUUUCACCGUGGCCGCUCCAACCCCGGGAGCGCCUUCUCCUCCCGCCACCCUGGCGCACCUUCUUCCCGCCCCGGCAAUGUACAGCCUGCUGGAGACUGAGCUCAAGAACCCCGUGGGGCCACCCACCCCGGCGGCGGGCACUGGAGGUCCCGCAGCCACGGGCGGCGCGGGCAAAAGUAGCGCGAACGCAGCCGGCGGUGCGAACGCGGGCGGCGGCAGCAACGGUGGUGGGAACGGCGGUGGCGGGGGCAGUGACCAGGACCGCGUGAAGCGCCCCAUGAACGCCUUCAUGGUGUGGUCCCGCGGGCAGCGGCGCAAGAUGGCCCUGGAGAACCCCAAGAUGCACAACUCCGAGAUCAGCAAGCGUUUGGGCGCCGACUGGAAACUCCUGACCGACGCCGAGAAGCGACCAUUCAUCGACGAAGCCAAGCGACUGCGCGCGGUACACAUGAAGGAGUACCCGGACUACAAGUACCGGCCACGCCGCAAGACCAAGACGCUGCUCAAGAAGGAUAAGUACUCGUUGCCCGGCGGCCUGCUGCCCCCCGGCGCUGCGGCCGCCGCUGCUGCAGCGGCCGCCGCGGCCGCCGCCAGCAGCCCGGUGGGCGUGGGCCAGCGCCUGGACACGUACACACACGUGAACGGCUGGGCCAACGGCGCGUACUCGCUGGUGCAGGAGCAGCUGGGCUACGCGCAGCCCCCGAGCAUGAGCAGCCCGCCGCCGCCGCCCGCGCUGCCCCAGAUGCACCGCUACGACAUGGCCGGCCUGCAGUACAGCCCCAUGAUGCCACCCGGCGCCCAGAGCUACAUGAACGCCGCGGCCGCGGCCGCCGCUGCCUCGGGCUACGGGGGCAUGGCGCCCUCAGCCGCCGCCGCCGCCGCCGCCGCCUACGGGCAGCAGCCCGCCACCGCCGCCGCCGCUGCCGCCGCCGCCGCCGCCAUGAGCCUGGGCCCCAUGGGCUCGGUGGUGAAGUCGGAACCCAGCUCGCCACCGCCCGCCAUCGCAUCGCACUCACAGCGCGCGUGUCUCGGCGACCUGCGCGACAUGAUCAGCAUGUACCUGCCACCCGGUGGGGACGCGGCCGACGCCGCCUCUCCGCUGCCGGGCGGCCGCCUGCACGGCGUGCACCAGCACUACCAGGGUGCCGGGACUGCCGUCAAUGGAACGGUGCCGCUGACCCACAUCUGA